AUGAAAAUCGUUGUAAUACCAAAAUGUUCUGUGUGUGAAAAGGACAUUGAUUUUAACAAAACUGCUCUUAAAUGUAAAGAAUGCCACCUUAUGUGCCAUAAGGAGUGUAGAAAUUUGAUGCCUACACCUUGUGCAAAGAAAUUCACUGGUACUAUAGCCGACUAUACACCUACAAGUCCUCCCAUGGUCCCAGCUCUUAUUGUUCACUGCAUUAAUGAAAUUGAGCAAAGAGGCUUAAAUGAAUUAGAUAUUUAUAGAAUUCUAGGAUCUGAGAAGGAUGUAAAAGGCUUAAAAGAGAAAUUUCUAACGAGCCGGUUGGCACCUUAUUUAAAAGAAGUUGACAUUCAUGCAAUUUGCGGUUGCCUAAAAGAUUUCUUACAGUCUCUAACAGAACCUAUUUUGAACCAGACACUCUGGCAUGAUUUUGUCACAGCUAUAAGAUCCAAAGAUCCCAAUGAUGUUGCUCCUGCUUUGUAUGAAACCAUAUAUCUACUACCUCAACCAAAUAGAGAUACUUUGGCUUUUGUGAUAUUGCAUUUACAAAAAGUAGCACAAUCCCCUGAAUGUAAAAUGCCCACAGACAAUUUAGCAAAAAUAUUUGGACAUACAAUAGUUGGUUGCUCAUCAGGGGACCCUGAUCAAUUUGCAGAAGAGUCUGUAGAGGUGAUGGCUCAUCUUUUGAACAUUCCAGAUGAUUUUUGGACAAACUUUAUAAAACCUAGGUCCGAAUGA
Molecule: messenger RNA, 732 nt
Organism: Psylliodes chrysocephalus
Lineage: Eukaryota; Metazoa; Arthropoda; Insecta; Coleoptera; Chrysomelidae
Source: the annotation of a GenBank genome assembly